Messenger RNA from Phragmites australis (common reed), 2108 nucleotides. RefSeq lists its product as uncharacterized. NCBI's taxonomy places the organism in Eukaryota, Viridiplantae, Streptophyta, Magnoliopsida, Poales, Poaceae. The coding region runs from base 325 to 1851 and encodes 508 amino acids. The record is from RefSeq and is a predicted model, not a curated record. The transcript has 7 exons.
CACUCCACUCCACUCCACUCUCGCCGGUCAUCACCACCCGACCACCGUCACGCGGUCCUCUCACGGAAUACGCGAAAGCAUUAAGGCGAGCAGCCGCAGCGAACAGCCGACAAUCUCUUUCCUUCCCUUCUCACCCCCCGGAGCGCAAGAAAAGCUCGGAUUCUUGUGGUUUCCCCCAACCCCCCUCCUCGAUCUGAGCACUCCCUGCUUCCCUUCCCCUCCCCAGAUGGUCGCCUCCCGCUUCCUCUAAAUCUUCCGCUGCUGCAACGGCAAGCUCCCCCCCCCCCCCCCACACACAACUUGUUGGUUGUCCUGCUGUGGCCAAUGGCGGCCAAGGGAGGUAGCGCGAGGGGCGUCUCGGUGGCCGCGCUGCUGGUGGCCGCGCUCCUCCUCGUCGCAGUCGGUCCCGCCUCCGCGUCCUCGUACCCUGCAAGAGUGGUGACCGGGUUCCUCACCAAUGCGGCGUCGGCGGUGGUGAAGCGGCUGUGGUCGCUCAAAUCCACUGCGAAGGCAGCGAGCGGAGGGAAGUCAAUGGUGAAGUACGAGGGCGGGUACACCGUGGAGACGGUCUUCGACGGCAGCAAGCUGGGGAUCGAGCCGUACACCGUGGAGGUCACCCAGGGCGGCGAGCUGCUCGUCAUGGAUUCCAUGAAUAGCAACAUCUACAGGAUGGCUCUGCCGCUGUCCCGAUAUAGCAGGCCGAAGCUUGUUGCUGGUUCCCCAGAAGGAUAUCCUGGUCAUGUUGAUGGAAAGCUGCGAGAAGCGAGGAUGAACCAUCCAAAGGGAUUUACGGUGGACGAAAGGGGUAACAUCUAUGUGGCUGAUGCCAUGAACAUGGCUAUUAGAAAGAUCAGUGAUACAGGGGUUACUACUAUUGCUGGGGGAAAAUCAAACAGAGGGGGGCAUGUUGAUGGACCAAGUGACGAGGCAAAAUUUUCUACUGAUUUUGAAGUCCGUUACAUUGGCAGUAGCUGCUCCCUUUUGGUGAUUGACAGAGGAAACCAAGCAAUUCGGGAGAUUCAGCUCCACUUUGAUGACUGUGUGUACCAGUAUGAAGCUGGUUUUCCUCUAGGAGUUGCACUACUUGCUGCUGCGGCUUUCUUUGGCUACAUGCUUGCAUUGCUCCAACGCCGGGUGUUAGGGAUGGUGUCAACUGAAGAUGAGCAGGAACUUCAAAGUCCAGUAAAAUCUAAAUUAUCAAGCAUUCCGCCUCCAUACCAGAAGCCACUGACACCUUCCCUUCGCCCCCCACUAAUUCCAAAUGAGUACGAAUCUGGGAAACAAGAAGAUGAAGAGGGGUUUUUCUCCAUUGGCAAACUCAUCGGCGGAGCAAAAUCGUCAAUUGCCGAGAUUGUCGGUGCAGCAUUCUCCAGGAAGAAGCGUGCAAACAUUCAUCAGCAACUGGGUAGACCAACCUCCUGGCCAGUACAAGAAAGCUACGCCAUCCCGUGCGACGAGACCCCUCCACCACUGGAUACAAGAACGCCGACCCCUCGGAAGAACUACGCCUUCAUGUCAAAGGAGCCGGAGAAGAUCCAUCACAUCCGGCAUGGCCGGCCUCAGUUCAAUGGCUGGACCGGAGAAACACCUCAGCAGCAGCAGCAGACGCAGCCACAGCAAGUGCAUCACCAGCAGUACCUGCAACAUCACAGGCACUACUCUGCAGGACCGCAAACCUUUUACGAGCCCAGCUGUCAGGCAACAAACGAGAUCGUCUUUGGAGCUGUGCAGGAGGGGGACAGCAGCCGCCUUGCCCUGGAAAUCAAGGCCAUGAACUAUGGUGAUGCGCUGUACGAGCAGAAUGGACUGCGGUACCGCAACAAUUACAUGGGCUACAACUGCAACCAGUAGAGGAAGAUCAGCUGUUUUUUUUUCCAGUCACAUGACUAGAAGAUUUAAAAUGCAUCCGUUCUAGUGUUUUAGCGUCCCCUGUUGUACUAGCUGUAAGCCUGUAAGAAAAAGAGAAUAGAGAAAUGGAGGAAGUACCAGUCGCCAGAUUGAUUCGUGCAACGGAAAAGCUGGUUAUUGGUAGAAGAACGUCGUGAUCUUGGUUCUUGGACUCUUACUGACGGUGACAAAUAUAUGGAUGUAAGUGAAAUGCGUUUUGA